Messenger RNA from Trypanosoma grayi, 675 nucleotides. RefSeq lists its product as hypothetical. The record is from RefSeq and is a predicted model, not a curated record. Gene Ontology annotation, cellular component: mitochondrial envelope. Gene Ontology annotation, biological process: mitochondrial electron transport, cytochrome c to oxygen. The coding region runs from base 1 to 675 and encodes 224 amino acids. NCBI's taxonomy places the organism in Eukaryota, Euglenozoa, Kinetoplastea, Trypanosomatida, Trypanosomatidae. The transcript has a single exon.
AUGCUGCGCAGGACUCCUCUUUCUUUCUUGGCCGCGUCGCGCCUUCUGUUGUCUGGAGGUGGUACUGGCCCCACACCGUACCAGGACAAAGCGUACCCUGUGCAACCGCACAACCUGAAUGAGUUGCAGCAACCGCCAGACACGUGGCGCAAGAGUCCAUUCAUGAGCAAAUUGAUGGACCAGGCUCUCCCUGUGUAUGAUGAUGUCGUGACAGGUUCCGGCCGCCUUCAUUGGCAAGAGCCCGCUAAGGUUUGGCACUUUUUCGACGCUGAUGACACUCUUAUAUUGGAGGAGCAUGACCGCGAAGAGUGGAACGAGCGUCCGUACAUUGCUGUUAACCACUUGUACGAGCCACCGAUUGGUAGCGAGGAUCGUCCAAUUCGCAUUGAGGCUGUGGGCAACCCGGGUGACCAACAGAUUGUGUUGUGCUUCGGUAACUGCGCGCCCCAUGUGCCGCAGUCGAACUACUACAUGAUGAUGAAGGGCUACACGAAGAACAAGUGCCCCAUGUGCCAACAGUGGUUCUACAUUCACAACCGUCCGUGGUUGGUGAUGCACCCUGACUGGACUGAUGAGCCUGCAGCGGAUGAGGGCCCGGCAUACACGUUUGCGGAGAUUGAAGCGGAGUUUGAUCGUGAUUUCCACGAGUUCGCCGUUUACUUGAACGCUGAGUAG